GAGGCGGCUUCAUCGGAGGAAACUGGUCUGACUGGCUUCUGUUCAGUCGCCUGGAGGAGGUUCUCAGUUUCUGCUUCGGUCUGAAGGACGCUGCUGUCGACUCUGAAGCUCCCGAAGGACAAAAAAACCCUCAAAGAUGGCUGUGAAUAAAUGCAUCAAAUACCUGCUGUUCUUCUUCAACCUUCUCUUCUGGCUGAGUGGUUGCAUCAUCCUGGGCGUCUCCAUCUACCUGAAAGUCAGCAAAGAUAACAACAAGAUCACUGAAGAGGCUCUUCCUGGCGUUGACCUGAUGAUCGCCAUUGGUGUCAUCAUCAUGGUUCUCGGCUUCCUCGGCUGCUGCGGCGCCAUCAGGGAGAACCGCUGCAUGCUGCUGUUGUUCUUCAUCAGCCUCCUCCUCAUCUUCAUCCUCCUGCUGGCGGCGGGAAUCCUGGCAGCCGUUCAAGAGAAGAAGGACUGGGUGAAGGAAAAUCUGAGUAAGUUAAUACCGCUGUCGGCUCAAGAUCAGGCUGUGAAAGACAGCGUGGAGAAGUACCAGAGAGAGCUGAAGUGUUGCGGUCUCAUUGAUGGACCACAAGACUGGGCAGGGUCAGUUCCUGACUCCUGCAAAUGCAACAGCACCGAGACCAGCACCUGCACAGGAUCCUACUACAACACGCCUUGUGCCACUCAGAUCGCCGAGUUGGUGAAGAGCAACAUGGAGGUCGUGAUCGGCAUCGCCUUCGCCAUCGCCAUCCUGCUGAUCUUCGGUAUGGUCUUCUCCAUGAUCCUCUACUGUCAGAUCGGUAGGAAGCAGGAAGCCACGACAACCGCCUGAGCCCAUCAGCUGCAGCCAAAUCACCUCAGUGCUACUGUAAUGCAUCCUGGGCUUUUAUUGUGAUGGAGCAUGUCAAUGUUUUGUCUGAAAAUUAACACAAAACCCCAGUAGAGACAAAAGUACGGAAUACCAGUGGUGCCGAAAAUACAAAAAUGGGUUAAAAUCAAUACAUUCUUUCAGCUAGGUUGUCUCUGAUUUGCUUUAAACUUUUAUAUUAUAAACUAUGAAUGUUUAAAAUGGUAUCUGUGAAAUUUUAGGCUGAUAUAUUAAAUAAUACUUGAGAUUUUUUUUAAAAGUUACUCCUUGAAAUGAAGCAUUUCUCAAACAAAUCUGACAAUUCUACUGUUAAAGAGCUUUUUAAUAUAAAAAAAUAUGAAAAAAAGGACAAAAAGACACAAAACAGACAAAAAAUAUGCAAAAAUGAAACAAAAUGGACACAAAAAUAUUAUAAAUGACACAACACGGUCACAAAAGAUACUAAAAAUUAAAUAAAAUCACCUUAUCACUUUCAGCAGGUUUUCUCUCACGUUGAAAUUUGAGGCUGUUUGACCAACAAUAUCUGAGGAACUAUUAAAGCUAAAAGUGUGAAAUUUUCUCCCUCAUUUCUCAUGUCAUUGAUUCAGAAUCUGUAAUAUUUGGACAAAUUGAUCAGAUAUUCUCUGAUUGAGUUCCCGUCAUUAAAAGUCCCAUCUUUAAGCUCAUAUUUCAUAAAAUAAUCAUCAACUAGUGAUACUUUCUGAACCGUUUUUACCUGCAGGUCACAAUAACACAAAACUGAACAUGCUUUUAAUUUGAAAUAUUUGGUCACAGAAAUGAAAAGAAAGUUUUUUUGGGUUAACAUAUAAUAACUUAUUAAUCAGGUUUGACAAGUUGUACCACAAACUCAAAAAUUGUCUAAACUGAAUAAAAAUGAGCUCAAGAUUUUAAAACGGUUCCAGUGUUUUAGUUUUUGUGGUGCAACUUGUCAAAUCUGCUCAAUCAGUUAUCAAAGUUUAGUAAAGAAAAACUUUCCUUUCAUUUGUGGGACCAAAUAAUUCAAGUUAAAAGUCUUUUUUUUACGUUUAGUUUUGUAUUAUUAUGAUCUGCAGCUAAAGACGGUUCAGAAUGUCAUUAGUUGACUUUUAAUUUUUACAAAUAUGAGCUCAAAGAUGAGACUUUCAAUGACGGGAAGUCAAUCAGAGAAUAUUUAAUCUACUUGUCUGAUAUUUUCAGAUUGUAAAUCCAUUAAAUAACGAGAAAUAACUGAAAAUUUCAUGUUUUUAUCUUUAAUAGUUCCUCAGAUUUUGUUGCCUCGAAAGAAUGUUCUGAAAGUGGGUCGAUGGGCAGUUUUUUAAAAACAUAAUUGUCUUGGAAAAUAUUUAAGAUGUGAAGAUAAAAUUUCACAAAUAUCCUCUUAAAUAUCUAUAAUUUGUGCUCUAAAAAUUUCAGGCAAAGUUAGAGAUAGUUGAGUAGAAACUGUUCCUAAAAUUUUCCGAUUUGAGAGGAAAUGAAGCCGAUUUUUUUUUGGUAAAAUAUCAAAGCUUUCUUUUACCUGUUUAGAAAUUUUACAGGCAUUUUAACAAACAAGCGACAAACAAAACUGUAAAACAUUAACACUGUUUUGUCCACAUUUCUGUUCACAUUGUGGCCUGAAAGAACAGUAAAUAUUAUGUAUGGAGGACCAUUACUGCCAAAGUAUAAAAAUACAAUAGACAAUUUUUUUUACGAAUCUCACCUUGUAUUUUUAGUUUUUCUUCAUGUGCUUUGUUUCUUUUAUAGCAUUUAAUUAGUAAAAGGAAAUGUGAAGUAACAGCUGGUAUAUUAUAGUUGUAUGUUUCAUGGCACAAAUGGGCUUCCGUACUUUACAUCAAAGCCCUCCAUCCACACGCCUUUCAAAAUAAAAGACAUCCUAACAAAACAAUAAGCUUUAAAUUUGAUAUUAUUGAUAUUAUUAUUAUUAUAAAAGUAAAACAUUUAAAGACAUUUGAGCAAAAUUUGGUGUCUUGUUUCCUGUUGCUGAUUUUAUUUUUUGUUUUUAGUCUGGCACUGGUGUUUUCAUUUUUGUGUUUUUUUUUUUGGGAAAUCGUACCAAAGGCCUCGCAACAUUUGCUCAUCUUUUAUCCUAUGGUUCUCCCAUAAUGAAGUGAAAUAAAGCAGAAGAAUAUAUAUUCAGAUUUACUGAAAAAAUGG
Molecule: messenger RNA, 2983 nt
Organism: Acanthochromis polyacanthus (spiny chromis)
Lineage: Eukaryota; Metazoa; Chordata; Actinopteri; Pomacentridae
Gene: tspan9b
Product: tetraspanin 9b
Exons: 8
Coding region: 137-814 (225 amino acids)
Cellular component (GO): membrane
Source: RefSeq, a predicted model, not a curated record